Molecule: messenger RNA, 4035 nt
Organism: Coregonus sp. 'balchen'
Lineage: Eukaryota; Metazoa; Chordata; Actinopteri; Salmoniformes; Salmonidae
Source: the annotation of a GenBank genome assembly
CCUGACUGUGGAAAGGGGUUGAACCAGGAGUGGAACAUGGCGAGAAUGGUCAACGAAAACGGGUGUGGACAAGAGUUACAGAGCACAGAGCCAAAUGGACCGGGUCGCGGUACAGCGCGGUGGGGUCCCCAACACGCAGGUGCUCUGGAACUUGCGAAUUUAUAUUCGCCAGGUGAGGCAACAGCUAUCUCUUUUGUCAACGCCACUCAGAAAUGUCGUAGCCUACUAACGUUACAUUUAUACAACGCUUACGCUUAUAUAUCGAUCAGCCAAUUAAGCUUCAGGAUUUUACUAAUUAGGAUCACUGGAAAGAAGUUAGGCUUUUUAAUAUGAGGCUUUUCUGUUACAUUUCCGGAAAACAGAAAUGACAUUACAACUGUAACUAUGCUCCACACGCAGACUGGGAGGGGCUUACUUGACCUUUAAAAACAAUUUGCCCUAAUUGCUAAGUGUAUGGUGUCAGGAACGGACCAAAGCUCAGUCAUAAUAAAUGAGUGGUGCACACUUCAGAGUCUAACUACACAAAUUAUUUAAAAAAUAUUCAUGAAAGCUAGCCUAAUGUAUGAGGACAGAUUGCUGUACAAAUUGAGCAUUUACUUCUUUGAGUCAGUUGAACUCUAAACUCAACCUAUUUGCAUGUUACUUUUUGUACUUGAUGCUUUUGAAAGGUUUUUUCUUUUCUGCUCGACUCCCAUUGAAAGACACUGAAUGCAUAGGUGCUGCUGUGUCCUGGCUCUAACAUUCCACAUAUGAAUUCCACAUGUAGGCCAUCAUUGUAAAUAAGAAUUUGUUCUUAACUGACUUGCCUAGUUAAAUAAAGGUUAAAUAAAAAAUAAAGACCAGAAUGCUCCUGUGUCAGCCCUAAUAACACUACAGCUGGUCACACUGGUCAGGCUCCUCAUUAGCUCCCGUCCAGAGCAUUUAUGUGCGGCUGUGCCUCCAUUGAGGCUGAGAUGCACGUAAACGCCCUGGAACAGAGCUAGCUCUUUACUGACACUGUGACACAGCAUUGCCCUGGUGUAAGGAGACUAACUUACUUUACAGGGUAUUGCCUGGGGUGUUGAGCCAUAAAGCUGCUUGGCCUUAAACUGUCUUUGAGCUGUAAGAAUCUGAUCAGUAUUUCUGGCCCAGCUGCUUUUCAUUGAAAUGAGUAGCUACAACCACAAAGCAUGUAGCGUAAGAAAACCAUCUAAGGUUAUCAGUUAAGUGAAUGCACUUCCAGUAACUCGCAGCUACAGGGUACAAAAAGUUAAGUCAUGAAAGAAAGAUACCGUUGGGUCAAAACGUUGCACAAUAAAACUGCAGGAGCAUUCAUUGAGAAAGGUUAUAUCAUUGGGCAUAAUAUUGUCUAACUACGUUGAAGAUGCACCCCUAUCCCUUUUCUAUAGUUAUACAAUUAUUUUUAUAAUGGGAUGUUAAUUUUGUCUUUGUUUGUCUCCACAGGAAAAAGAUGUCAGGAAUGGAUAAGUGUUGUCCUCUGCUUCUCUCUCAUGGCCUUCAACUUUUGUCACCUCCUUGUUAACUUCCACCUGGGUCAUAUGUGGUAUAUCCUUUUGGGCAUUGGUAAGCACUGCUGUUGCACCGGUCAUUAGAAUAAGCCUACAUCCCAUGUUAUGUUUCUCAUUGAUUGACACGAUUGUUUGCUUACAUGUCCCCUCUAUCUCUCCCCGCUCUCUCUCUCAGUGGCAGGAAUAUUGACUGCAGACUUUGCCUCUGGUCUAGUCCAUUGGGGGGCUGACACCUGGGGAUCUGUGGAGCUACCCAUCUUUGGAAAGGUAGGAGAUGCAUUUGCUAAUGUGACUGGAUUUGAAAAGGUACUGUCCCCAAAAUGUACGUUGUCUAAUUAUCUAAUUGUUGUCUUGACUCCUGUUAUUUUGAACUCACCUUCUGAUAUCUUGCCCCAGGCCUUUAUCCGACCGUUCAGGGAGCAUCACAUCGACCCUACAGCCAUCACCCGCCAUGACUUCAUUGAGACGAAUGGUGACAACUGCAUGCUGACCCUGAUCCCAUUAGCACACAUGUCUUUCAACUUCCUUACCCUCUCGCCUGGUGAGCUACUGCCAAACAAGGCACAAUUAUCAUUCAACUGAGCCAAUGCUCUGGCAUCUGAAAACAUCAUUUUCUAGAGCCCUGAAAUGAAAUCUAAGUUCAACCAAGAUCGUCUUCUCUGUUUAUCUGUCUCUCCACCCACAUGUAGCGGAGCACUAUCACAACUACCCCUGGCACUGCUAUGUGAUGGCACUGGCCAUUUUCGUCACCCUAACCAACCAGAUCCAUAAGUGGUCGCACACAUACUUCGGGCUGCCAGGCUGGGUGGUCUUUCUACAGAACUGCCACAUCAUCCUGCCCCGCAAGCACCAUCGCAUCCAUCACGUGUCCCCACACGAGACAUACUUCUGCAUCACCACAGGUCAGUGCUUGUGGGUAUGGGCUUUGUGUGUAUCACAAUAUGUCUGUCAGGAUAUAAGUAAGAGGAAAAUAUCAUUGAAACUAUCGGCAGCCAACCAUCUUUUCCCCUUUGGCUGCGUUUACACAGCCCGAUUCUGAUAUUUUUCCCCACUAAUUGGGUCUUUUGACAAAUCACAUCAGAUCUUUUCACAUCAGAUAUUUUUCCGAGCUGAUCUGAUUGUAAAAAAUAUCAGAAUUGGGCUGCCUGUCUAUGCAACUGGGAAAUUAAAUGGCACACCCAGAAUGCCUUACAAUCUGGAGGACAGCCUUACACAUCGCCCCAAUCGUCCAAAUGUGUUAUCUGUGCCCUUGGCGAUAUCAUGGAUAGUAAUAGUUUGAGGACAUUCAAAGAUCUGAAAGAAGCAUUUAUAUUACCAGGUAACUCAAAUCAAGUUUGAGUUGAUUGAUACUUGCUCACAGAUUAAACUGAAGAAAUCAUCAUAAAAUUGGGGGGAAUGUAAGGGGAGACUCGGGAUGGGGGGGGGGGGGGGGGGGGGGGGCUAGAUGAACAUGCUGGAGCAAAAAUGGUUUCCGGGGGGAGGGUGGAUGCGGGCGGGUGGAUGUGGGUUGGUGAGGGGGGGGGUUUUGUGUUUCUUUUCCUUGGAUACAAAAUAUUACAAAACUAUUGAUACUGUUUGUUAUCUUUGUAUGCAUUCUUCUGUUUUUUGUGUGAUUUUUUUUUAGUGGCAGCCCACAGGUACAAGAAAGUAUAUGUGUGAAAAUAUCAAAUAAGAUAACUGAAUAUAUCUGAAUUUAUAUGCCUUUCAAUGUUAUACCUGUAUCUGUAACCCCUUCUGAAAAAAUAACAAACUAAAUAGUUGGUCACAAAAGAAUUGGGCUGCCUGUCUAAACGCAGCCAUAAUGGUCUUAUCUCCCCAGGCUGGCUGAACUAUCCCCUGGAGAAGCUGGGGUUCUGGUCUAAGCUUGAGGAUCUGAUCCAGAGUGUGACUGGGGAGAAGCCCAGGUCUGAUGAUCUGAAAUGGGCCCACAAAACCAAGUAACCAUGCAGACUGGCUGCACCGCUACCUCCGAAGGAGUAAUCAGUCUCUUUCUCGCCUAACUCCAGCUGUAACCGAUAGGAGACACAAACAUAAGGAUCUGGUUUCAGAGAUGCCAUAUAGCUUUAAACCUUGCACAUUUUGUCUGGUUCUAACCGUGAAGCGUUUUGUCAAGGGCCCAGGGGUGUUUUUUAACCCACUGUGGAAAUCUGAGAGGGAAGUGCUUUUUAAAAUAACAUUUGAAAGCACUAAUACAUUGCAAUACUUUCUCAACUCCUCAUCUAGCUCUUUAUUUCUGAUCGUGUAUGUUUAACUUGACUCAACCUUUCUUGAGGUAUAACACUGAAGCCAUUGUCCCCAAAAGGGGUAGUCAAAUAUUUUUUCAUCGUCAUCCACUACAAAGACUGAUAAUGCUAAAAUAAAUACCUUUCACAGAAAACUCAAAAUAUCCCAACCAGAAAUACUUGAAGGAAACAGUUUGCUUUUCUGCAGCACUUACAGUGUAUAUAUAUAUGCACACACACACACACAGUUGAAGUCGGAAGUUUACAUACACCUUAGCCAAAUACAUUUAAACUCAGUUUCACAA